Molecule: messenger RNA, 1053 nt
Organism: Lachancea meyersii CBS 8951
Lineage: Eukaryota; Fungi; Ascomycota; Saccharomycetes; Saccharomycetales; Saccharomycetaceae
Source: the annotation of a GenBank genome assembly
AUGUUGAGCACCGUUCGCUGCGGGCCAACACACGCCCCAGCAAUUGUCCCGCUCCAAACACAGCAGGUGCGGUUUAUCUCACGUAGAAGAAUUGCAUAUCCAUUCUACCCAUUCAAAAGACUGGGCAAACAAAACCCUAAGAAACAUGACAGUAACCUGAAAUACGCAAUGCGUCAGUUCUUGGGCCCUCGCAACUUCAAGGGCGAGUAUGUUAACAAUCGGUACUUCCAGGUGUCCCAGAACCAUGAGCCCAAAUACAUAACUCCAGACCUUGAAAGAGGCCAAUCAUUGCGGGACCCCAUCACUGGUGAUCUGCUCACACUCCAACCAGAAGGCAGUGUGGCCCCAGCAACGUCGCAACGGGGCCAAAACAGCGCGUUCACGGGCUCGCGUGACCGCAAGCUACAACCGUUCCCAAGCAACAGACAUUGCAUCACGAACCGGGUUCUCAGCGAAGAACUCAAACUGCAAAUCAACGACGAUAUCCACAACAAGCAGCUGUCGACGCAGGAUGUGUCGCAGCGUCAUGGGCUUAAAAUCCCACGCGUUGAAGCCGUGGUCAAGCUCACGGAUAUCGAACAAAAAUGGGAAAAAAACAAUCGCAUAGGUCCAGGACUGAAAACUAUGGCAUCCACACUGUAUAAAAUGUUCCCACUGUUCGAGCCCAGAAUCGAAGUUGCAAGGGAAAACUUGUCGGAAAUUCCAGUUCCUUCCAAAGCGCUGCGGUCGCGUUUUGUGACCAUUGCAGAAUCGGAGCCCUUCGGCCCCGUCGACGCUGCUAAGGUGCUGGAACUCGAACCUGCCGCAGAAACCCUAGAGAAAUUGGCGACCUUGGGAGAACAUUCCGCCCAUCAUUCCACUUCCUCAGCUGCAUCCUCAGACAACAAGAAAAAGGUCAUAUACGGACAAAUGAGUCAAGGAGAAAGGUCCUUGUUCAAGUUCGAGUCCGCUCGCGUCGGCGAAGUCGGUUGGCGUUACGGUUCUGGCAAUCGCGACUCGAAGAAGGAUCGCAGAAUUGGUUUCAACAAGCUGGGGAAAAUGGUUUACUUGUAA